Mesitornis unicolor (brown roatelo) is the source of this 747-nucleotide messenger RNA. Its product is annotated as potassium channel subfamily K member 2-like. The transcript is spliced from 5 exons. Gene Ontology annotation, biological process: stabilization of membrane potential; potassium ion transmembrane transport. The record is from RefSeq and is a predicted model, not a curated record. The annotation marks the transcript as partial. Gene Ontology annotation, cellular component: membrane. Gene Ontology annotation, molecular function: potassium ion leak channel activity; outward rectifier potassium channel activity. NCBI's taxonomy places the organism in Eukaryota, Metazoa, Chordata, Aves, Mesitornithiformes, Mesitornithidae.
AUGAACAGCGUGCUGUUUUUAAACAUUGAGGGUGACAUCCUGGCCCUUAGUGAAGUUAGUAGAAACCAGCUGCAUGAUCCUGGGUUUUUAUUCCAGGCUAAGAAAACAUUAAUAUCCGAUAUUCCAGUUUUAAACUUGCAGCAAGUAGUGGCAGCAAUAAAUGCAGGAAUCAUACCUUUAGGAAACACAUCUACUCAGAUCAGCCACUGGGACUUGGGAAGUUCCUUCUUCUUUGCUGGCACUGUUAUUACGACCAUAGGCUUUGGAAACAUCUCCCCACGCACACAAGGUGGAAAGAUAUUCUGUAUCAUCUAUGCCUUACUGGGAAUUCCUCUGUUUGGUUUUCUGUUGGCUGGUGUUGGAGAUCAACUAGGGACAAUCUUUGGAAAGGGAAUUGCCAAAGUAGAAGAUACCUUUGUUAAAUGGAAUGUGAGUCAGACAAAGAUUCGCAUAAUUUCAACAAUAAUAUUCAUACUGUUUGGCUGCGUGCUGUUUGUUGCUCUUCCUGCAGUUAUAUUCAAGCACAUAGAAGGCUGGAGCACACUAGAUGCCAUUUACUUUGUGGUUAUCACUUUAACUACCAUUGGAUUUGGUGACUAUGUUGCAGGAGGAUCAGAUAUUGAGUACCUAGAUUUUUAUAAGCCAGUGGUGUGGUUCUGGAUCCUUGUUGGUCUUGCUUACUUUGCAGCUGUCCUCAGCAUGAUUGGAGACUGGCUAAGAGUCAUAUCAAAAAAGACAAAAGAAGAG